GAAAAGUCUCUCUGCUCUAAGUUCCAUAUUCCGCAGAGUGAGAAAUAAUCCUCUCCUUCUCUCUUAAUUUCUCUCUGAUCUCUCUCUAUUAGCUUAAUGGCAAAAAGGCUAGAUGGGAAAGUGGCAAUCAUCACCGGAGGCGCAAGCGGGAUCGGAGCAAGUGCUGUGCAACUCUUCCAUGAAAACGGCGCCAAGGUUGUCAUAGCCGAUAUUCAGGACACAAUGGGUCAAGCAAUUGCCGAUAAGCUUGGAAAAAAUGUUAGCUACAUCCAUUGUGACGUCACAAAUGAAGACGACAUCUGUAAUCUCAUUGACACCACAAUUUCCAAACACGGACAGCUUGAUAUAAUGUACAACAACGCAGGCAUCGUGGACAUCCCCUUCAUGAAUAUUCUGGAAACCAAGAAAUCGGAUCUAGAGCGAGUUCUCAACGUUAACUUGGUUGGAGGUUUCCUAGGAGCCAAACAUAGCGCAAGGGUGAUGAUUCCGCGGGGUAAAGGCUGCAUACUGUUUACUGCUAGUGCUGCUACAGCAAUUGGAGGGCUUUCAUCUCAUUCUUAUGCAGCGUCCAAAUGUGGAAUUUUGGGCCUUGCAAGGAACUUGGCAGCUGAGCUUGGGCAACAUGGUAUAAGAGUAAAUUGCGUGUCGCCUUAUGGCGUCAUUACUGGUAUGGCUGGAGGUGUCGAUGAAGCUGACGUACCCAAAAUGGAAGCGGUAUUGAGUGAGGUGGGCAAUCUGAAGGGGCAGGUUCUCAAGGCAGAAGGAGUUGCACGGGCAGCACUCUACUUGGCUAGCGACGAGGCAAAUUAUGUGAGUGGGCUCAACCUUUUGGUGGAUGGAGGGUAUAGUGUGGUCAAUCCUAGCAUGAUGAAGCUUCAAAGCUCAUUUAUGAAUAUUUAAUAAAAGACGAGUUCUUCAUCUCUUUACAGACUACUGAUCGAUGGUUGGAUUUGGUGUCUUCUACCAACCACUGAUGGUCGUGAUGGUAACCAUGAUGCGUUUUGUUCCGUUUAUAGAAUCUUGCCAUUUAUUACAUCUUUUAUUGGCUAUUUAAGUUCGCUUGAUGAGCCGGGUCAUUUAUUUGACCCAUUCUCAACUGUUUUCAGAAGGCUUUGUUGCCUUUGUUUUUUAUUUUCUUGUAAUUUCCCUUUUCCCUUCCUCCACUUUGAAUGGAAAAAAAUAAUAAAACUCCGAACUUUCAUCGUUU
Molecule: messenger RNA, 1207 nt
Organism: Corylus avellana
Lineage: Eukaryota; Viridiplantae; Streptophyta; Magnoliopsida; Fagales; Betulaceae
Product: (21S)-21-acetoxyl-apo-melianone synthase SDR
Source: RefSeq, a predicted model, not a curated record